Messenger RNA from Xiphophorus maculatus (southern platyfish), 4184 nucleotides. RefSeq names its product protein spinster homolog 2-like (gene spns2). The transcript is spliced from 13 exons. The coding region runs from base 516 to 2030 and encodes 504 amino acids. Lineage: Eukaryota; Metazoa; Chordata; Actinopteri; Cyprinodontiformes; Poeciliidae. Gene Ontology annotation, biological process: sphingosine-1-phosphate receptor signaling pathway; lipid transport; transmembrane transport. The record is from RefSeq and is a predicted model, not a curated record. Gene Ontology annotation, molecular function: transmembrane transporter activity; sphingolipid intramembrane carrier activity. Gene Ontology annotation, cellular component: membrane.
GCUAAUGAAAAGAAACCGCGAAAGCAUUAAAAACCAUCAUUUAAUUGUAAAACACGGUGUGGAUUUGUAGCAGAUGAGAUAAAUGAAAUGACUUCCGGGUUGUUUAGUACUGCUGAGAAAAACCACACCACUGUCAUGCCGAUGUCCCAGCAGCAUCCCCAGGAAUCAGGUGCAACACCAUCCGCAGCCAGAUCGGGGGAGGAGUUAGCAGAGCCAGGUCACACCCCUCCACUACAGCGCUUUACCCGAGAGAGAGACGGAGAGAGAGAAACUAAGGAGCGCUCAGCCGUCCGUCACCGUCCACAACCAGAAAAAUAUGAUCCGGACGCGAUCCUGCGCUUCUCCCACGAAGACAACAUCUGAUCUCAGCCGAACCCAGUGACCACCGCUCGGCGUUUGCUCUGCCCUGCUUAACUAUUUUUUUUAAAUUAUUUUUUAUUUGAUUUUUUCUCUCCUCACACCUUCUCUCUCACACUCUUUGCGUCUCUCCGCUGGAUCUUCCGUGCCAGAAAAUCAUGUGCGUGGAGAGCGACGGAUGCGAGAUCGAGGGCAGUAGCAGUUCGGACGAGGUGCGCACACUGUCGGGCAGCAUGAGCCCCGGACUGAAGCCCAGCCCGGACCUUCACUCCUGCAAACCGGGCCAGAAAUUCCGCGACGCGCUGCGCCGGUACCGCACACCGGCUGUCUCUGCGGGAAUCCUCAGCUUUGGGAACGUCCUCAAUUACAUGGACAGAUCCACAGUGGCUGGCGUUCUGCUCGACAUCCAGCGGCACUAUGAGGUAACUGACAGUGGAGCCGGCUUGUUGCAAACAGUCUUCAUCUGCAGCUUCAUGGUGGCUGCUCCCAUCUUCGGUUACCUGGGCGACCGCUUCAACAGAAAGGUCAUCCUGAGCUGUGGCAUUUUCUUCUGGUCUACUGUGACCCUGUUGAGCUCGUUCAUCAGCAAAGAGCACUACUGGCUAUUUGUGCUCUCCAGAGGACUGGUGGGCAUCGGCGAGUCCAGCUACUCCGCCAUCUCUUCCACCAUCAUAGGAGACAUGUACACCAGCAACAGCCGCACCAUGAUGCUCUCCGUCUUCUACCUGGCCAUCCCGCUGGGAUCCGGCUUGGGUUACAUCCUGGGCUCCGGUGCCAAGGACGCCGCUGAGGACUGGCACUGGGCAUUAAGGGUGUCCCCGUUCCUGGGCAUCACCGUGGGCGCUCUGAUCCUGCUCUUUGUGCCUGACCCAAAGAGAGGCAGCGCGGAUCACAUGGAAGGACACAUCCCGCACUCCCAAUCGUGGAUCAGUGACAUGAAGGCCCUCGCCAAGAACCGGAGCUACGUGUUCUCGUCCUUGGCGACAGCAGCCGUGUCCUUUGCCACGGGCGCGUUUUCAAUGUUGAUUCCCAUCUACCUGCACCGAGCGCAGGUGGUGCAGAAGGAAGUCGAAGCCUGCACAAAAAAAGUUUGCAGCAGCAGAGACAGCCUCAUCUUUGGGGCCAUCACCUGCGUGACGGGGCUGCUGGGCUUGGUCAUCGGAGCCGCCGCCACGCGCUUCUUUCGGCGUAAGACGGAGCGGGCCGACCCCCUGGUGUGCGCCAUCAGCAUGCUGGGCUCUGCCAUCUUCAUCUGCCUCAUCUUUGUCGUGGCCAAGAACAGCAUCGUUGGAGCUUAUGUUUGCAUCUUCAUCGGAGAGACGCUGCUUUUCGUGAACUGGGCUUUGACAGCAGACAUUUUAAUGUUUGUUAUUAUUCCCACACGGAGAGCUACAGCAGUCGCCUUUCAGAGCUUCACCUCUCAUCUCCUGGGUGACGCAGGAAGUCCAUACCUGAUAGGCAAGAUCUCUGAUAAGCUACAGGAGAGAUUUGCUUCAUCUGAACUAUGGAAGUUCCUCAGUUUGGGCUAUGCCCUCAUGCUGUGUCCCUUCAUCAUUGUCCUGGGGGGCAUGUUUUUCCUGGCCACGGCACUGUAUUUCCUGGACGACAGGGAAAAGGCCGAAAAGCUGAAGAAGCUGAUGCAGCAGACUCCACCUUCUUCAGUCAAGGUAUGACCAGGUGAUCAGCAGACGAGGACCUAUCUGCACAGACGUUUAGAGGACGCCAAAAUAAAGAGUACCCGCCGUCCAUUUUUUAUUUUUUUGCCAUCACCGUUAGAAUCCUCCUGCUGCUCUCGUUUGGUUUUCGGCUUGGAACUGGAAAACGAGGGGAGCGUCUUGCUCCGCCUCGAACCUCCCCAGUUGGGGGCGGGGAGUCGCUUGGGAAUAGCUUUUUCGUCCCAAGUCUGCGAGAAUCCUUGACGACGCAACUCUUCUGACUUUUUGAUGCCAUACUACUGAAUGCUGACCAUGAACCUGCCCUGUCUACCUGCCUGCCUGCCUGCCUGCCUGCCCAACUCUUUUUUGUCUGUAUGCAUCGAACCAUCGGCUGUUAAUCUGCACCAAGUGCCAUAGCCUCAUUUACAUUCCUAUAAACUUUGCACUGACCACCGACACUCCCUCACGACCUCCUCUCUGACUGCACACAACACCUUUUGCCCCACACAAAAUCCAAAUUUUCCACUAAUUAUCCACAUUGAUCGCAGUAUUAACAUCACAGUUUACGUCAUAAUCGCAGUGUUCUUCUAACUGAUUACACUGUGCAUGUAAACAAAGCAGUCAGCCAAGAGCCAAAAAAAAAAAAAAGUGUUACUGUUUGAAGGUCAGUAAAUCAGCCUUAAGAACAGGAGCUUUUCCCCCCAAAUGCACACGUUUCCUUUGACCUCUCAUACAUGUUUUCCUUUGAGCUUUUAGCACUUAAAAUGAGUAUAGACAGUGCCAGAGAAUGUGACAGAUGUGAGAACUUUCUGCACAUUAUUACUUUCUUUUCUUUUUUUGUUUGUGUGUGUGUGUAAUGUUGAAGUUUAAUACUGGAGGUUGCUGCCAAUGAUUGUUUCAGAAGGAUCAUGGUGCUGUUUGCGUGAUCUGAAGCGAACACUGGAUUUUGUUUUGUUUUUGUUAUUUAUUAUAUGCUUACAUAUGCUUUUCCCAAAAGAGAAAUGGAAUGCUACUCAUUGGACUUGGAGAAAAAUAUAUAUAUAAAUAAGGAGCAAUAGGGGAAAAAAAAAUUUUUCUUCUUCUUCUUUGGAGAAAACCAACCAUUUUGUUAUCCUUACUGCCUUAUCAGCGAGCUGCUUUCCCUUUAGACGGCUGGCUUUCUGAUGGUUGGGUUUGAGUUUCUGGACACAAAAAACCGGCCACACAUGGACGGAGUCGCUUUUAAUGAAGGGUUGCAGUCUGGUUCUGGGUGGUAAUACAAUGACAGGCACUGUGAAGAGAGACCUUUCCCCCCCAUGCAGCUGUAGAUAUCUGAUCCCCUCCACCCCAUAUUUGCAGGAAAAACACAAAGCUGGAGAGACAGUCGCCAGCUAAUUAGUGAUCGAAAUCAAAAAGAAUUCAAGACACGAACAGGAAAACCUUUAGCAUCAGGCAUCUCUGACUUAAACAUUUCCUGUUACUUAAUUUAGCGUAAUUUCAUCUGUGAGGAAAUUUUUAUUUUAUUUUUUUUAGAUCCAGUGCUCCUAGGAUACGUUCAGUUUUGAGCGCGUCUUUACUGAAAGGGAAAGGAAGCACUUUCCCGACCUCUAAGCGAACACGGGAAAAAGAUGGGCCUGGGGUUCCCGUGGCGACGAGUGACUCUCCAUGUGGGCCGGAUCAUUAGCUUUAGCUUCCCUCCAGCUGCAUGGAGCGCUCUGAAUGUGAUUGUGCCAGCCGGCCGUGUUUACACAUCAACUUCUUAUUGAACUCCUUACGUUUUUACAUUUUCUUGUCUUUUUAUGAUGUUACCAAAUGUUUGUUUUUUUUAACAACUACAACAGAUAAAUAUAUAUAUGGAGAGAGGAAGAGAGAGCUAUAUCUUGCAGUAACUUUAAUAUAUUGUAUAAAUGAUGGCUUGAAUGCAAUGUAUUUAUUUGUUUUGUUACCAUAAUGAAGAAUAUUCUAUAAAGGGAAGUUUUAUAGUUUGAAUAUACAACACUUUGUUUUCUGUGUCAUUUGGUUUUUAAAUGCCAAGUAGUUUAAAAAUUACUUGUAUGUAUCACUAUUAAUCAACACAGUACCUUUACACAUCACUAAGAAAUCAUCCUGUUAACUGUGAUCAUUAUUCAGACAUCUCAUGUAUAAAAAAAGAAUAUAUAUAUAUAUAUAUAUAUAUAUAUAAACGGAACAAAA